UACAUGUUACACUUUUCCUUUUUUGCAAAUUAAAUUUCGCAAAAGAGUAUCAAUCCGCCAAAGACAAAAAACAAGAAGAAGAAAAAUUCGUUUACACCCUACAAAACAUUUCGUAUAUAUUCCAAUUAUACCAUUUCUUUAAUCUUGAAGAUCGAGUGUACAUCUAUUAAGUUUCUAAAAAUUUUAUUUUUAAUAUGGGUUUCAUUAUUUUUCCCUCGAAAUAUUUAAAAUUACCAUAAUUUCGAGUAUUAGCCAUUAUUCAAUAAGUAUUAUUUUAAUGUAAAACAUGAAAAAGCACUUGAAGGCAUAUUGAUCGUCAUUAUCGAUUGUUCCGAUAUGAUCCCUCAUUAAAUAUGCGUAAUGGUUUUCUUUGUAUUAGCCAGGCAAUAGGAAAAAGAAAGUAUUUUUAAUAGCAUCCCCUAAUGAGUAUUUACUUGUUUCUACCUGGAUUGAUGGACACUGAUAGGGGCGGGACUAACUUAUCAACAAAUUUUGAUUCAAAUACGAAUUUCCAAAACUUUUACAUUUAGUUCUUGUUCAAAUUUUGAUGAAGAACAUUCGAAAGUUUUGCUAAAAGUUAGUGUUUCGACAGUUGGUCCCACUGAUUCAAUUUUUUAACUCCGUAAAAGAUGGAAUCGACUCCAAAGCGUUUUUCUUUAUCAAUGAAUUCAUCUGGUCACAGUGAUGAUGCUAGUAAGCAGAUACGACUUACACCAUUUAAUUUGUUGAAGAGCAUGAAAAAGAAACCAAGAAGUGAUAUUUCGGAUAGGGAGAAUCAAGAACGAGAACUAGAAGUCCAAAAUCAAAUGUUUAAGAACCAGUCUUUCUCUUCAAAUGGAUCUACUUCCUCAACGAGCAAUAGCGCGUCCUCACCAGCAUCGAAAAAUAAAUUCAAAAAUAUGGUUCUAAAACUAAUUCCAGAAUGUCGACUAAAAUACAAGCUACAAAAUAAUGGGACCGAAGGAACAGUUAGCAGAGAACAACCAGUGACUGAAAGUCGCUGGUUAGUUAAGCGGAGGAAAUUAUAUUCUUUUACCGAUAACAAUUCUGAAGAAAGCUCCGAUGGUGAGGAAAUGGAACAGUCUUCAGACAGAAUGUCACACGCAAGUGGUACAAACUUUCGUGUUCCCACCAAAGCAAUGCUGAAAUUAUACCCAUUCGAUGAACUUCGUUCUGAUGAAGGCGCUAUAUCUGCUGUGGAUGACUGCGAAGACAUUUCUGAUCAAGAUACUAGCUUCAGUUCAUCAAUAUUGGACGACAUUACCUGGUUCGAUGAUAAAGUUAAAAAUGACAGAAUAAAUUUACAACAAUAUAUCAGUCAAGCCUCUGUCGGCAUGGAAACUAUGAUAGAGAGAUCUUUGAAUGAUAUGGGCGAUAACACAAGACUUAAGUCUGCUAUACAAAAUUACGUGAUGUAUCAGAUACGUCAAGCUAUAAGUACUGGUAUGUUACACCUGGAAUGGAAUAUUAGAAACACGUUGAAGAAAAAUGAAGAACUUUUAUUAGAUGUAGCAGAUUCUUACAAAAUCGAACUUUCCGAAGCAAAUGAUUUGAAGAUGAAGAUGCAGAAGAGGUGUGAAAUGAUGCUGUCAACAGUGGAUAAAAAGAUGCUUAAAGAAUUUAAAGAAGUCUCACGUUUAGAGAAGAAAAUGAGAAAUAGAAAGAGCAGCAGCAGCAGAAAUUUUUAAUGUGGACCUACGAGAAAGAAAACUAAGUUAUAUAAUUGUACAUUCGUGUGUUCCUUGUAAAUAAAUAAUUAUUGCAUCAUA
Molecule: messenger RNA, 1769 nt
Organism: Diabrotica virgifera virgifera (western corn rootworm)
Lineage: Eukaryota; Metazoa; Arthropoda; Insecta; Coleoptera; Chrysomelidae
Exons: 3
Coding region: 630-1688 (352 amino acids)
Source: RefSeq, a predicted model, not a curated record